AUGGCCAAGUGGUUUCAGCUAUCCAAUGGCCUGUGGCACCGGGACCAAAGAGGUUUUUAAUGGCUGAAUGCUGAACAGGAUGCUGCAAUGACUGCAUAAUGAUGUGCUCAUAGGAUCAGAGCACUCAGUGGUUGUGUGGAUUUGAGGACUAGGAAGUCCAUGGAUGGAUUUACAUUAUAGACAGGUUUGUCAGGGUAUACUGUUUAAGCUGGUUGUUUGACCAUUCACCCUGAUACUUACUUGGGGAAAGAGUGGUAGCCUGCAGGACUGAUGUGUUUCUGCUUUCUCCACGGAUUUCUUAUCACAGUGUGUGUCCCAUUGACCUCCCAACACACUCCAUGGUCAGACAUGAUGUAGUUGGGGAAAAUGCUGACACAUUCUACUUCUAUGUUUUGGUCUAGAGUAAGAUCCCUGUUUCACCAAUAAUGCCAAGACCACAGUCGUAACUCAGAAGACCUUUUAUGACUUGCCCUGAGUUCACUUUUUUGUUAGAGGGUUUUGCAUGUGGAUAAACAUUCCCUCUCUGAUGCUAUAGUGUGGAAACUCAGAGCCUGCCCCUAAGACAUGAUUUAAUAUGCACACAGCAGCUGACACUCAUGAGAGCGGCAACGAGAUAUAAGUAAUUGUGAAGAUGUUGAUGAUUGUGCUAACAGUGGUCUAAAUACUGAUAGUAGUCAUGAUUACAAUGAUUUUUAUGAUAAACCAAAUAUUAGCUUAAUUGGAUAACUGAUUUCCUUCAACCAGUCAAGAAAGGGCAUGGUAGCCCUAAACAUCUACAAAUCCACAAGAACUAGAGAAAUAUCCUUGUGCAUAUUUGACUCUUUCAUGAUUACAUGCCUCUACUCCUUCUUAUCUUCUGUCUGACAUCAGUGUUUGAUGUGUGUUAUGUUGUGAUGAUUAGGCGUGUCGGGACUUCCUGGACCUAGCGGAGACCCACAGCAGGAGAUGGCAGCGGGCGCUGCAGUAUGAGAGAGAGCAGCGUAUCCACCUGGAGGAGACCAUAGAGCAGCUAGCCAAGCAGCACAACAGUCUGGAGAGAGCCUGGAGAGAGGCCCCCACACUGUCCACCAACACGCCCAGCGCCCCCACCACCGAGAAGGGUAAGGCACACUGUCUGGCCUCUUAGCAUGGCCCCUUAGUCCUUAGACUAACAGGACUCUGUUCAUUUGGAGAAAUAGUACAUCUUGGCGAAAUAUGAAAAUGAAAGCCAUUUCAGAUGGUUUUAAAUUAGAUUGUCUCUGUAAUUAAGGGUUAGACUGAAAUAGACUGGAAGAUACAUUUCUUAUGAGAGUAGUAUUCAAAUGGACACAAUCACUCCUCACCUUUCCUUUGUGAUAGCCAUUCUAGCGUAAAAGAGUAAGCUGUGUAUCACACAGGAAUGGAUAUAUUAUAAUUUGUCAGUCUGAGGUUGUAUUGAAGUUGGACUUUUCCCUCCCUUCUCGCCUGGAAUCAAGUUCAGUACUUAGUUAGCCUACAGGGACGUUACUUAUUAAAGACAAUUAUUCCUUAUUAAUCUCCAUAGGUAUUUGAUUAGCUACCCAACCCUCCUUUCCCCUCUACAAAUCAUGUGACUACUGCUGCACCAGUAUAGAGCAGGGUGUGUGUUACAUAUUGCUUUAGUUUGCGCGUGCGUGUGUGUGUGUGUUCUCUCUCUCAGGAGGGAGUGAGAGGCAGCAGAAAGGGGAGGCGAGUGAUGAAGAUGAGGAGACAGAGUACUUUGACGCCAUGGAGGACUCCCCUGCCUUUAUCACAGUGACCGCCACUGAGAACACACAGCACAGGUCAGUCAGUCAGUCUCACCCUAUGGCCUGUACAGUACACUCCAUGGCUGGCUCUUCACAUCCACCUCAAUGGAUCGUGGAUGUUUAGUUUGGUAUUAGUUUAGUAUAAGACUGAUUCGGUGUGAAUAGACUGUGAUAAAUACAAAGACGUGAUGUCUUGAUUGUGCCUGUUGAUGGAUUCUGUAGUGUUUACACCAGAGCAUCUGUCAAGCCCAGAGCCACACUGUACACCUCAUAUUGCCUGUGUAUGACACAUUCCUUCCAUCAGCUACUCAAUAACCACCAGCAGUAAAACUUCAGAACCUCUUUCCCUCUCUGUACUCAUAAUCUCUCUCUCACUCACACUCACACUCUCACACACACACACACACACAGACUCAUACCUGCUGGCAGUGUUGUCUGUAUGCGCGCAUCCUUUCCUGUCUGUUUUUAAUGAAUGUCUGUCUGUCUUUACUGGACUGGCUCUGGCACUAUUAACAGCUCAAGAUGUUGUUGUCUCUAUGAUAAAAGAUAGCUCAUUCCCCUUACUGCUCCUCUACUAGGGAAUAAACCACUGCUCAGCCACUUCUCUGUUUUGGACUUAUUCUUUCAUCUCCAAAAUACUUGUGGCUUUUUAUGUGGCUCAGUUUUAGAACUUUGUUGUUUUUUGCUGCCCUAUUUUACCAGAACACCUGGUGAGACAGUAUAUACACCUGAUAGGACUCCUUGCUUUCCCUUUGAGGAUAAUAUAAUGUUUAUAUUUCCCAGAUACAUAUUCUGCUGCUCCUCUCCAACUCAGAGACACAUCUAUCCACCUCUAACACAACAGCUCAGAGACACAUCUAUCCACCUCUAACAGAACAGCUCAGAGACACAUCUAUCCACCUCUAACAGAACAGCUCAGAGACACAUCUAUCCACCUCUAACAGAACAGCUCAGAGACACAUCUAUCCACCUCUAAAAGAACAGCUGAGACACAUCUAUCCACCUCUAACACAACAGCUCAGAGACACAUCUAUCCACCUCUAACAGAACAGCUCAGAGACACAUCUAUCCACCUCUAAAAGAACAGCUGAGACACAUCUAUCCACCUCUAAUAGAACAGCUCAGAGACACAUCUAUCCACCUCUAACAGAACAGCUCAGAGACACAUCUAUCCACCUCUAACAGAACAGCUCAGAGACACAUCUAUCCACCUCUAACAGAACAGCUCAGAGACACAUCUAUCCACCUCUAACAGAACAGCUCAGAGACACAUCUAUCCACCUCUAACAGAACAGCUGAGACACAUCUAUCCACCUCUAACAGAACAGCUGAGACACAUCUAUCCACCUCUAACAGAACAGCUGAGACACAUCUAUCCACCUCUAACAGAACAGCUCAGAGACACAUCUAUCCACCUCUAACAGAACAGCUCAGAGACACAUCUAUCCACCUCUAAUAGAACAGCUCAGAGACACAUCUAUCCACCUCUAACAGAACAGCUCAGAGACACAUCUAUCCACCUCUAAUAGAACAGCUGAGACACAUCUAUCCACCUCUAACAGAACAGCUGAGACACAUCUAUCCACCUCUAACAGAACAGCUGAGACACAUCUAUCCACCUCUAAUAGAACAGCUGAGACACAUCUAUCCACCUCUAACAGAACAGCUGAGAGACACAUCUAUCCACCUCUAAUAGAACAGCUGAGACACAUCUAUCCACCUCUAACAGAACAGCUCAGAGACACAUCUAUCCACCUCUAACAGAACAGCUCAGAGACACAUCUAUCCACCUCUAAAAGAACAGCUGAGACACAUCUAUCCACCUCUAAUAGAACAGCUGAGACACAUCUAUCCACCUCUAAUAGAACAGCUCAGAGACACAUCUAUCCACCUCUAACAGAACAGCUCAGAGACACAUCUAUCCACCUCUAAUAGAACAGCUGAGACACAUCUAUCCACCUCUAAUAGAACAGCUGAGACACAUCUAUCCACCUCUAAUAGAACAGCUGAGACACAUCUAUCCACCUCUAACAGAACAGCUCAGAGACACAUCUAUCCACCUCUAACAGAACAGCUGAGACACAUCUAUCCACCUCUAAUAGAACAGCUGAGACACAUAUAUCCACCUCUAACAGAACAGCUGAGACACAUCUAUCCACCUCUAACAGAACAGCUGAGACACAUCUAUCCACCUCUAACAGAACAGCUCAGAGACACAUCUAUCCACCUCUAACAGAACAGCUCAGAGACCAAUCCGAUGUUACACCCAGUCAUGUGCUGAAUAGAGCCAUCCAUCUGUGUCUAGCUGCCUGCGCCUGUCUGUUUCGGUUAUUUUGUGUGCGUUUCGGUGUGUGUGUCUGCGUGUGUGUGUGCGUGCAUUAAGAUUAAGUUUCUCCCUCUUCCAGGCAUUCUCAGAGUAACCUGAGUGGAGCGAGUGGAGGCCAGACCAAUGACUGGAACCAGGAAAAUGUGAGUGUCUCUUUCCUCCAAACAGCUCUCAGUAAUGAUCCACAUGCCUGUCGACACACUAGGCUUUAUACUAUUCACCUUUGUCACUGUGUGUGAAGCUCUUUUAGUUAUUUUUAACCUGUCUCCAAUUGCUGUUUUCUAGCAUCCUGUUAAGGAAAAUAGCAUAUCACAUUACGAACUUGGGCAUGUUUUUUUGCAUUCUCAAACACAAAAACACACACACACACACACACACACACACACACACACACACACACACACACACACCCACACACUGGCAUGCUUUGACCACACACAUACCCUCACAGGCUCUCUUUCUCUCUCUGUCUCGUCAUUUCUCUGGAUCUUUAAUUACCAGUCAGAUAUCUGUUUUCCCAAUUCUAUCUCUCUCAUUCUCCUCUCUUAUUCCCUCUCUUCCUCUACUUCCAGAUGGUGAUUCACUGAGUCCCUGACAAGCUAAGAUAUACAGUGGGGGAAAACAUUUAUUUAGUCAGCCACCAAUUGUGCAAGUUCUCCCACUUAAAAAGAUGAGAGAGGCCUGUAAUUUUCAUCAUAGGUACACGUCAACUAUGACAGACAAAAUGAGAAGAAAAAAAUCCAGAAAAUCACAUUGUAGGAUUCUUUAUGAAUUUAUUUGCGAAUUAUGGUGGAAAAUAAGUAUUUGGUCAAUAACAAAAGUUUCUCAAUACUUUGUUAUAUACCCUUUGUUGGCAAUGACACAGGUCAAACGUUUUCUGUAAGUCUUCACAAGGUUUUCACACACUGUUGCUGGUAUUUUGGCCCAUUCCUCCAUGCAGAUCUCCUCUAGAGCAGUGAUGUUUUGGGGCUGUCGCUGGGCAACACAGACUUUCAACUCCUUCCAAAGAUUUUCUAUGGGGUUGAGAUCUGGAGACUUGCUAGGCCACUCCAGGACCUUGAAAUGCUUCUUACGAAGCCACUCCUUCGUUGCCCAGGCGGUGUGUUUGGGAUCAUUGUCAUGCUGAAAGACCCAGCCACGUUUCAUCUUCAAUGCCCUUGCUGAUGGAAGGAGGUUUUCACUCAAAAUCUCACGAUACAUGGCCCCAUUCAUUCUUUCCUUUACACGGAUCAGUCGUCCUGGUCCCUUUGCAGAAAAACAGCCCCAAAGCAUGAUGUUUCCACCCACAUGCUUCACAGUAGGUAUGGUGUUCUUUGGAUGCAACUCAGCAUUCUUUGUCCUCCAAACACGACGAGUUGAGUUUUUACCAAAAAGUUCUAUUUUGGUUUCAUCUGACCAUAUGACAUUCUCCCAAUCCUCUUCUGGAUCAUCCAAAUGCACUCUAGCAAACUUCAGACGGGCCUGGACAUGUACUGGCUUAAGCAGGGGGACACGUCUGGCACUGCAGGAUUUGAGUCCCUGGCGGCGUAGUGUGUUACUGAUGGUAGGCUUUGUUACUUUGGUCCCAGCUCUCUGCAGGUCAUUCACUAGGUCCCCCCGUGUGGUUCUGGGAUUUUUGCGCACCGUUCUUGUGAUCAUUUUGACCCCACAGGGUGAGAUCUUGCGUGGAGCCCCAGAUCGAGGGAGAUUAUCAGUGGUCUUGUAUGUCUUCCAUUUCCUAAUAAUUGCUCCCACAGUUGAUUUCUUCAAACCAAGCUGCUUACCUAUUGCAGAUUCAGUCUUCCCAGCCUGGUGCAGGUCUACAAUUUUGUUUCUGGUGUCCUUUGACAGCUCUUUGGUCUUGGCCAUAGUGGAGUUUGGAGUGUGACUGUUUGAGGUUGUGGACAGGUGUCUUUUAUACUGAUAACAAGUUCAAACAGGUGCCAUUAAUACAGGUAAUGAGUGGAGGACAGAGGAGCCUCUUAAAGAAGAAGUUACAGGUCUGUGAGAGCCAGAAAUCUUGCUUGUUUGUAGGUGACCAAAUACUUAUUUUCCACCAUAAUUAGCAAAUAAAUUCAUUAAAAAUCCUACAAUGUGACUUUCUGGAAAAAAUAAUCUCAAUUUGUCUGUCAUAGUUGACGUGUACCUAUGAUGAAAAUGACAGGCCUCUCUCAUCUUUUUAAGUGGGAGAACUUGCACAAUUGGUGGCUGACUAAAUACUUUUUUUUCCCACUGUACAAAGUUAGAGAUCUACACUGACAGUGACAGUUAGACGUUUCUCUCUCUCAUAUCUUCCCAAUCUCUCUCUCCCUCCCCAUCGGUCUCUCUGUCUCUCCCUAUCUCUCUCCCUAUCUCUUUCUCUUUCUCUCUCCCAUCUCUCGCUCUAUUUCUCUCUCGCUCUAUUUCUCUCUCUCUCUCUCUCUCUCUCUCUCUCAGGUGUAUCCUAGCUGUAAUGAUACAGGGAAGGAGCUGCAGCCCCUCAGAAGGAGGCGGAGCCACAUCCCAGACAAGCCCAAUUACUCCCUUAACCUGUGGAGCAUCAUGAAGAACUGCAUUGGCAAGGAGCUCUCCAAGAUCCCCAUGCCUGUGAGUGCCUGUCAUGCUUGUGUCCAUGUAGUAGAAUGAGCCUGGGUGUGAGUGUAUGAGAGGUGGAGAGAGCGGCAUCAUAUUGGAACUCAUCCGAAAUGUGCAAGUCAAUGACAAAACUCUAACCAUUGCAAACUGUUUGUCUGCAGGUAAACUUCAACGAGCCUCUGUCCAUGCUGCAGCGGCUGACAGAGGACCUGGAGUACCAUGAGCUGCUGGACAAGGCGGCGCGCUGUGAGAGCUCCCUGGAGCAGCUGUGUCUGGUGGCAGCCUUCUCUGUGUCCUCCUACUCCACUACCGUCCACCGCACAGCCAAACCCUUCAACCCCCUGCUGGGGGAGACCUAUGAGCUGGACCGCCUGGACGACUUCGGCUACCGCUCACUGUGUGAGCAGGUACACACAGAGACAGAUAAAUUACAAUAUUACACUGAGACAAACACACUCGCACACACAGGAAAAUACUUCAAUUUAGUGCCUCUACAAUACAUACAAGCCAUGAUACACAAAAAGUACCCAUCAUUGACAUACUAUAAGCUAGAGCAGUGAUUUUCCUUUGAGCGUGUAAAUAACCUCUUCCCCCCCUCCCCCCUCACCCCCCGUCCGUAGGUGAGCCAUCACCCCCCAGCAGCAUCUCACCAUGUGAUUUCUCAGCGAGGCUGGACCCUCUGGCAGGAAAUCACCAUAGCCAGCAAGUUCCGUGGCAAAUACCUCUCCAUAAUGCCUUUGGGUGAGUUGCUGAAUAUUCACCAUGUACUGACCACUGUUAACACACUCUCUAUGCAAAUAAAGGUCUCAUGACUGUGUACAGUGCCCUUUAUAAUAAUUAUUCUUUUGGCUCUAUACUUCAAAAGUUUGGAUUUGAAAUCAAACAAUUACUGUGAGGUUAAAGUGCAGACUCUCAGCUUUAAUUUGAGCGUAUUUUCAUUCAUGUCGUUUAGAAAUCACAGCACUUUUUGUACAUAGUCCCCCCAUUUUAGGGGAGCAAAAGUAUUGGGACAAAUUCACUUAUGUGUAUUAAAGUAGUAAACAGUUAAGUAUUUGGUCCCAUAUUCCUAGCAUGCAAUGACUACAUCAAGCUUGUGAUUCUACACAUUUGUUGGAUGCAUUUGCUGUUUGUUUUGGUUGUGUUUCAGAUUAUUUUGUGCCCAAUAGAAAUGAAUGGUAAAUAAUGUAGUGUGUCAUUUAGGAGUCACUUUUAUUGUAAAUAAUAAUAGAAUGUUUCUAAACACUUCUACAUGAAUGAGGAUGCUACCAUGAUUACAGAUAAUCCUGAAUGAAUCGUGAAUAAUGAUGAGUGAACAAUGUACAGACGCACAAAUAUCAUACCCCCCCCCAAAAAAAAAACGCUAACCUCCCCUGUUAAUGUAAUGGUGAGAGGUAUGAUAUUUGUGCGUCUGUAACUUUCUCACUCAUCAUUAUUCACCCGAUAUGGAUGGAAAUACCCUAAAAUUAAAGCUGCCAGUCUGCACUAACCUCAUAGUCAUUAUAUGAUUUCAAAUCCAAACUUUUGGAGUAUAGAGCCAAAAGAAGAAAAAAUGCUACAGAGGACACUGUAUGCAUGUUUAUAGGUGGGAACACCAGGAUCUCUCUGUAGGUCAGGUCUCUGAAAUCCAGGCAACCUCAACAUCACCUCUGUCCUCCCAGUCCCUCCUACUCACUCACUAAGCCAUAGAUGGAGACCAGUGUGAAAAUGAAUCUAACGACCCCUGUGACAGAUACAUAAACUCUGGGUGUAUAGGGAAGGCUGUACCCAGGGGUCUCUAAGGCCCUGAUAAAUUAGAGAUUAAUAGAUCCCAUAGAUUUGAUUGAUACAUAUCCCAUAACAUGAAGCCGUGCUAUCCAUUUGAACUAUAAAGAAUAACCUCUUGUAUGUUUAUUGUAAUCCUAGUGAGAUUUAAGUAAGUAAAGUAAGUAAUAUGUGACAACAGACUUUGAGUCCCUGCCUCGCUCUCUCAGCCCCUGUGUUAUCAGGCCAAGUCUCUGCAGGUAGGACUAACCUUGUUUAUAAAUGACUCAAAAUAAGAACCAGAAUAUCAACCACAAUACAUGUUGCCUUGUUACAUUGUAAUGCCAUGGUACUAACACUAAGAGUGUUGUCACUCUUUCUCUGACUGCAUUUCAUCCCCACCACUCCAUCUCUCCAUUUAUAUCUCAAUGUUCUCUCCUUUUUUGGCCUUUACCCUCUCUCCCCAGGUGCCAUUCACCUGCAGUUCCACUCCAGUGGGAACCAUUAUGUUUGGAGGAAGGUAACCUCUACCGUGCACAACAUCAUCGUGGGCAAGCUGUGGAUUGACCAGGUCUGUCUACUAACUACAUCAUGGCUCUACUCCCUCCUCCUCCCAUGUUCUUACCUGUCCAUGUCUCUCUCCUACUCUCCUCCUGUCUCCUCUUGUGUCCUCAUUGUCUGAUCCUGUGUGUCUGUCUGAUUCAGUCAAUAUCCAUGUGUCCUGUAUGUCAGCCCUCCAUGUGUAAGAGGUAUCUAUCGUCUAAUGUUUCCUAUUUUCAUCCUGUAGCUGUUUGUAAUGUAAUCCAGGCUGGUGGAGUGAGUGUUGGGUAGAGGCAGAGCUCAAUCGCAACAGAACAGAACAGCACAUGAAUAAGCCUGUGGUCUCUGAUGGUUUCUCUCCCUUUCAUUAAUAACACCCUCCCCUCUCUCUACGAUGACCCAAUUGCCGUCUGUAACUGUCUGUUGGUCUGUCACAUCAUCUGUCUGUAGUACUACUCUGUGCUCUGUACCAGCCCCUCACUGGAAUAGGAGGAGGAGGAAGACAGGGGCCAGGGAAUCAACUCUAGCUAGCAUAUGGUAGAAUAUGGCACACUCACAAACACCCUCUCAGUAGCAGUCCCUAAAGCACACCUUAGUGUCAAUUAUAUAGAGCUUCCUAGUAGAAUCUCAAUACAUCCCUGAGAGGGGAUGAAUGUAAAGACACUGUUCUGAUACAGCUGUGGAAUGUUGAGAUGUUAUUUGUUCUAUCUCUCCUUCUGAACUCCUUCUGAUGAUGACUCAUCGGUUGUUUUCUGAUUGCUAUUGAUGCUAACUAGAAAGUCUCUCUCCUAUCCCAUCCUCCUCUUUCCUUUUCUCUUCCAUCCCAUUCUAUCCUCCCUUCUCUCUCUCUCUCUCUCUCUCUCUCUCGCGCACUCUCUCUCUCUCUCUCUCGCGCGCUCUCUCUCCUCUCGCGCGCGCUCUCUCUCGGGGCAGUCAGGGGACAUUGAGAUAGUCAACCACAGGACCAAGGAGACAUGCCAGCUCAAGUUCUCCCCCUACAGCUAUUUCUCCAGGGAAGUCCCACGCAAGGUACAUGUCACCACCAUCACAAACCUCUAAUCAGCCCUGGCUGAAACCUGACCGUGGCAUGAUGAGCUCAUAGGCUCGGCUGUCACAUUGUUGCGUGCUGCCCCCUGCUGGAUAAUAAAAGCAAAUAUAUCAUUUUUGAAUGGACUCUUCUUUCAAAUUGUUGUUAAUAAUUAACUAUAGUGAGGGAUAUUGUAUUAAUUUCUACAAAUGGAAUGAUACAUUUCCUCUCUGUGUGUCUGUGUUGUCCAGGUAACGGGGGUGGUGUCAGACAGUGGAGGGCAGGCCCACUACAUCCUGUCUGGCACGUGGGACGAUAAGAUCGAGAGCUCCAAGAUCGUCCAGAGCAGCAAAGGGGGCAGCGGCUCCGAGGGCAAGCAGAAGACUGUCUACCAGACCCUGUCCCCCAAACUACUGUGGAAGAAAUACCCUCUCCCGUAAGCACUGCCCAGCCUACCCAGCCUCACACAGUAAAACACUACAGCACAUAACACAGAUCACACACUAAUCCUACGAUGCACCAUACACAACAACACAACAAAGAUUACUACAUUAUAGAGCAACCUAACUGCUCUCCUCUAUCUCCCACCCACCUCCUCUCUCCCUCUCUCUCCCUGUCAGGGAUAACGCUGAGAACAUGUACUUCUUCUCGUCGCUGGCGCUGACGUUGAAUGAGCCGGAGGAUGGGGUGGGGCUGACGGACAGCCGGCAGAGACCGGACCAGAGGCUGAUGGAGGCGGGGAGAUGGGACGAGGCCAACUCUGAGAAACAGAGACUAGAAGAGAAACAGAGAGCUGUGAGGAGGAGGAGAGAGGCAGAGGCCACCGAUGCACUUGAUGACGGUAAGAGAGUGGGCAGGGUGGAGAGGCAAUGGAGAGUUGACAGAGAGAACAACUGAUAGAGAGAAAGGAGCAGGGUGGAGUGAUUUGUAGAAAGGCCUUUAUUAAGUCCCAUAACUCUGAAUCAUUCCUCCCGUCCCCUGACCUUUAUGUAAAUGCUAUGACAAGAACAGUAUUACCUGGAGUGAGCCAGAUGAGAACAGAUGAGGAUUGAAAGUGAAGAGCUAAUGGAGGCUACUAGGGGGAGAGUGUAGAGAGAGGACACAGCAGAGCAGACACUUCUCAUCCUGGUUACAUUGUUAAUGUCCAGUGCUCUGUAUUUUGAUGUACCCAUGACGCGGCUCUCUUUUCCUCCCUCUGUUGGUGGUCAGAGUGUGAUUAUGAUGACUCUGGUGAGUGGGGGUUGCCUUGUGUCCCCCUGUUGUGCAUCACCCUCACCCACAUCCCCAUCUUUUUUGUGUUGACCCUCCCCUUUGUGGCCUGCUUAUGGCAGCGUUCCAGGUUGUCUUUUUUGCAAUCACAAUGCACAUCUCAGGAGAUUACUAUAUCAUAUUCAUGUGGCACAGAGACGUUAAACACUUCUCCAGAUGUUUAACGUGUCUGGAUCAUCCAGGUCUGUCUCUGUGCAGCAUGACUGCAAUAAAGACAACCUGGAACUGGAAGGGAUCCUUUAUAUGGGGUCUGCAUGCUGACUGACUCCCUAGUACCCACUCUUCCAGACUAUGACCCAGGAAAAAGCCACUCAGUCUUUUUUCUGCUACCAUGUGCCUCUUUCAUUCAGCCUUGACUUGGCCCUCCUAUGGCUGUACUGUUUCAGAGCCAGAGAAACAGACAUAGAGGUGUCUGUAAUGUGUGGGAGUGACCUGACAGUAGGCCAUACAGAAUAACUCCCUGAGCCCACUGUAUGAGUGACGCUUGUGUCUCUUCCCCCAGGUCGGGAGUACGAGGGCUUCCAGCCACAGUGGUUCCACAAGAGGACGAACGCCAUCACUGGAGAGACAAACUUUGUGUACAAGGGUGGAUACUGGGAGGCUAAGGACAGUCAGGACUGGAGUAUGUGCACUGAAAUCUUCUAAGCCUCGACCACACCCAUCCUACCCCCUCACUGGACUCACCCAGGCCCAUGAGACUGCUCUACCGCUGGCCCUGGAGGAAGAGGGGUAUGGGUCUGGGUGUGGACCUCUGUGUGCGAAUGUGUACGUGUCACACACUCACAAUACAGUGUACCUCCCCACGUACACACACACUUCAUCUUUUUUACAGAGUCAAAGGAGAGAAGGGGCCUUCUCUAGAUCCUCUCUGACAACAUAGCACUGAGCUGUAUGGGGUGUGAGCGAGAGGAGAGAUUGAAUACCAUAGAAAAAGGACCCAAUAGAGAUGUCCAAAAUAAUCAGGUGCUCCACACACGCUACCCACAAUGCACUAUUCCUCUGUUCAGCACAUCAUUUUUUUAGGGGUAUUAAUGAUUGAACAGCAACCCAUCUAAAUCAGUUCUCCU
This is a messenger RNA of Coregonus sp. 'balchen', 12267 nucleotides long. The record is from the annotation of a GenBank genome assembly. NCBI's taxonomy places the organism in Eukaryota, Metazoa, Chordata, Actinopteri, Salmoniformes, Salmonidae.